GACAGCGCACGCGCAGUUGCGACGUCACAAGGCAAACACGCUCUGUGCACAGAAGCCGCAGUGUGUCUCUGUCAGGAAAGGAAGUGGCUCUCUGAAGUGACUCGACCGCACAGUGUUUCGGAAAGAUAGUAACUGGGCAGUCCUACUUUAAGACUUCCACCCCAGACUAAAUAAAAACGUUUAAAACCAGCGCUCUCUCAUAUCAGUAGGACGUAAAAACUGUAUGUAAAUUGAACCGACGGCAUUUCAGACAAUAACAGGUAACCGACGUCUUAAAGUGAACGGACUUGCACCAUCUGGAAGAAUGAGAUUCAUUGCAGUUUCUGUCAUUCUUUGUGCUGGAUUUUUCUGGCCAACCUUUUCCCAUCCUCGGGGAGAAUGGACAAAACUCACCCUGACCCAGCACUGGCCACAGACAUUUUGCAGUGUGGAAAAAACUUGUACAACAAAUAUAAGCUUUUGGACUCUUCAUGGAUUAUGGCCCAACUCUGGCAUGAUGUGCAAUACAUCCUGGCAUUUUAAUGCCAGUUUGAUUAAGGACUUGAUACCAGAGAUGAAAAAAUAUUGGCCAGAUCUAAUAGAACCUUCCUCCUCUGAAUUUUGGAAAUAUGAAUGGACAAAACAUGGAACCUGUGCUGCAAGAGCAGAGUCUCUGAACAGUCAACAUAAAUACUUCAGCAAAGCUCUUGAGCUGUACCACAAGUAUAACCUUACUAAUGUUUUAAAGGACAACAGAAUCGUGCCCUCUGAGCAGUACUACACUCUGGAUGACGUGGAGACAGCCAUUACUAGCUUCUACAAUGUGAAGACAAAGAUUCAGUGUGUCCAUCCAGGAAAGGGAGGCCAGGUUCAGGUUUUGGGCCAAAUAGAGAUCUGCGUUGACAGGGAUUUCCAGCUGAUCGACUGCGAAAAGUCAACCGAAGAAAUCUGGAGCAAUGACAUCCCCGCAGUGGCUAUCAGUGGCCAGUCAGAGCUCAGCGUGUGUGAUCACUCCAUGCCGAUCUAUUACCCCCCAGUGCCAAGCAGAUCAUAGAGGUGGGCAACCCACUGAGCAUAACAAGAAGAGAAUACAUUAUGUCUGAAAUGCUGGAAACAGUUGAAAAUAUUUCCUGUUUAUAUUUGCACAUUAAACUCCUUUGUUGUUUUAAAUGGUGAUGCUGGAACAAUCUAGUGAAGAUUUAAGGGUGUCACAGACUGCUGUAUUCUAUGGUUACUGGGUUAAUUUUUUUAUUGGUCUUACUGAUUCAUACUGCGGUCUUUUUCUCUCUUUUUUUUUGUGUGUGUGUGUCCUUGGGUGAAUUUCAUAAAAAAAUGUCCAGAUCAAAUUUACCACAAAAUGUCAAGGAAAGAAAAUUAUUAAUUAAAUGUGUUAUACUUUAGGAAAUGUUUUUAGCAUUAUAACACAAUUUUCAUGAUGCAUAUCCCACUUGACCACUGUGCAUCUGGACAUUUUACUUUUCUCCAAUUCACAUUAUUCGAAAUGAUUAUCAUUUAGUAGUACAGUAGUUUUAUUACACUAAAACCAAAAAAACAAGUUUGAUGUAUAAAUGUUCGACAGUAUAGAUAAUAUACCACUGUUGUGUUCAUAAAUCAGAAAGAAUUUUUUAGCAAUGUGCUAUUUCCAUUAAAAAUUACAAUGCAAUAAUUUCAGUGAUCCUUGAAGCAAACCAAAUCUUUUUAUUUUAAGUCUUUGUAUUUUUCUUUCAGUCUAAUUUAGCUGUAUUAUUCAGUGUUUAAUAUAUUUCAUCUGAUAAAUUUGUUAUUGUGAGUUGGAUUGAAAGAGGCCAUUCAUGCCUUAAUUUGCGAUGUUAAUUUGUAAAAUAUGUGGUAGGUUUGGAGCUUUGGGCCUAAUGGCAGCAGUUGCACAUAAUGCACAUUUAAGCUUCUGCCGCUGGAGGGCAGCACAUGCAUUCUGCCAAAAAAAAAAAAAAAAAAAAAAAAUCACAAUGAUGUUGUUUACAGAUAUGUUGCUCACAUGUACGUUUUAUGGUAGUGGACUACAGGGGAAAAAAUUACUAUUUGCACAAAAUGUUCCGGUAAAUAAAGAGUGUCUUUCUGGCUUUUAAACUGUAUUUCAAACAGUUAUUAGAUGACAGCCAUAUCAGAUGUGGGCAUUUGAUAUGCAACUCAGCUUGUGAAAGACAUGCCUAUUCUUUGAUUUUAUACUGCUGGUCAUAGACUUUUUAUACAGUAGGUACAAAGGUUUGUCACUUUUACAGUAUUUCGUAAAUGCCUCACUUAAACACCAGUAACUAAAAUAUUUUUGUAAUGCAAUGCCAAUUGAAUAAAUACAGAAAAUCACA
Cyprinus carpio (common carp) is the source of this 2303-nucleotide messenger RNA. RefSeq names its product ribonuclease T2 (gene rnaset2). Gene Ontology annotation, cellular component: extracellular region. The record is from RefSeq and is a predicted model, not a curated record. Gene Ontology annotation, biological process: RNA catabolic process. Lineage: Eukaryota; Metazoa; Chordata; Actinopteri; Cypriniformes; Cyprinidae. Gene Ontology annotation, molecular function: RNA binding; ribonuclease T2 activity.